Ictalurus furcatus (blue catfish) is the source of this 2810-nucleotide messenger RNA. It is a transcript of the gene sdf4, whose product is annotated as stromal cell derived factor 4. Gene Ontology annotation, biological process: calcium-ion regulated exocytosis. The transcript has 7 exons. The coding region runs from base 203 to 1273 and encodes 356 amino acids. The record is from RefSeq and is a predicted model, not a curated record. NCBI's taxonomy places the organism in Eukaryota, Metazoa, Chordata, Actinopteri, Siluriformes, Ictaluridae. Gene Ontology annotation, cellular component: endoplasmic reticulum. Gene Ontology annotation, molecular function: calcium ion binding.
UGUUUAACAGUCAUUGGUCUGAGCGCUAUCCGCCGCUGGCCACGUCAACAGGAAGUAGCCCAUCUGUAAACUUCAUCAUGCGACGUGUUUGACUGAACUAGCGGAAGGUUGACAGUCAGAACCGUGUUUGGGUUUCAGAGCAGUAUUUCUGAGAUACCGGUCCAUUGAACAGUAUUUCCACCUGAAGUGUAAGCUUGCAGUCAUGCCCAGUACAAGAGGAGUUCGGACAGGGCACCGUGGAGUGGUGUUCUUUGCCCUGUUUGUGAUUUUGAUCAUGGAUGUCCACACACGACCCGCAAACAUAUCAGUCCACAGAAACAAACAUGCCACCGGUAAGGAAGACAACGAGAUCCUUCCUCCUGACCACCUAAAUGGUGUUAAAAUGGAAAUGGAUGGCCACCUGAACAAGGACUUCCAUCAAGAAGUGUUUUUGGGAAAGGAGAUGGAGGAGUUUGAUGAAGACUCCGAGCCCAAGAAGAACCGCAAGAAAUUAAUUGAAAUUUUUAGCAAAGUUGAUAUCAAUAAGGACAGAAGUGUCAGCGCUAAAGAGCUCCAGCGCUGGAUCAUGGAGAAAACCGAAGAGCACUUCCAAGAGGCGGUGAAAGAGAACAAACUUAAUUUCCGUGCUGUCGAUCCAGAUGGAGAUGGACAUGUGACGUGGGAUGAGUACCGGGUGAAGUUUUUGGCCAGCAAAGGCUUCAAUGAGAAGGAGGUGGCUGAGAAGAUAAAAAAUAACGAAGAGCUUAAAGUGGAUGAGGAAACCCAGGAGAUACUGGAAAGUCUGAAGGACCGUUGGUUCCAGGCCGAUAACCCUCCAGCAGACCAGUUGCUGAACGAGGAGGAGUUUCUCUCCUUCCUUCACCCAGAGCACAGCAGAGGCAUGCUCAAAUACAUGGUCAAGGAGAUCAUCAGAGACCUGGAUCAAGAUGGAGACAAAGAACUGACACUGUCCGAGUUCAUCUCUCUGCCCAUGGGCACGGUGGAGAACCAGCAGGGUCAGGACAUUGAUGACGACUGGGUUCGUGAGAGGAAGAAGGAGUUUGAGGAGGUCAUCGACGCCAACCACAACGGCAUUGUCACCAUGGAAGAGCUUGAGGAAUACAUGGACCCCAUGAACGAGUACAACGCUCUUAACGAGGCCAAGCAGAUGAUCGCUGUUGCCGACGAGAACCAGAACCACAACCUAGAACUGGAGGAGAUCCUUAAAUACAGCGAGUACUUUACCGGCAGCAAGUUCAUGGAUUACGCCCGCAACGUACAUGAGGAGUUUUAGGACGUUCUCCCCGAUUCUAUAAAGAGAAACCUUUAUUUUGCCCAACAAUUAAACAGUACACACACUCCUUACAGGAUCGCAUAUGGGUUCGCUUCCUAGGGAUCUGAUUGGCUCAUUGGAGAGUGAGUGUGUCCAUGUGUGUUUGUAUGGAUGCUUGAAGCAGCGUUUAGAAUGUUAAUGUCUCACUGUAAUGCAUUCAGAAUUUUCUGAUGUUCCUCUUUUAAUAUUUUCAUGCAUCACCAUCAGAAUCUGCCGUCUGUUCCAGCUGCUUUUACUGAAGUGUUGAUUAAUGAAGUUAUUAUUUUAUAUGAGGGGAAUAAAAUAAUUGCUUUGAGGCAUAACCAUGUCUUUUGGUGCCUCUUUGCGGAGAGGGGAGAGAGAGCGAGAGAGAGGGGGAGAAGAUUUGUAAAAAAAAAAAAUAGAUGAAGCCUUUUCAUGUGAAAUGUAAAUAAUAUUCUUGAAAAAUGCUAUGAUAUUUAAACGUUUGAUUUUCACAAGGACAUGCCCUUGACCCGUGGACACCUGCUGUUUCCAGAGUUCAAGGGCUAACACGAUAAAAGAACCGUAAUGCCAAAAAAUGUCAAACUGUAACACUGGUAUGUAUAUUUAAAAAAAAAAAAAAAGAAAACUUCUCAAAUUGUUGCACUCAAGAUGUCUAGUUAUUUAGUUUGAAUAUAUACAUAUGUGCAUUUUCUUAAUUGACAAGAAAAGACCCCCCACCCCCUGUAUGGCCGGUGUUUCUAUUUGCACACUGUAUAAAUGAGCAGUUAUUAACAAGAUUAUUGUAGGGUAAUUAUACAGUUAUAGCAUACCCACCCACUCGCCUCCUUCAUAUUCCUCUGAGAAGGAGGGAUUAUGGAUUCUCCAGAUGUUUUGACUCUGAGAGAACAGGGACAGACCCAGAACAAGCUGGUCUAAAUAAAAUUAGCAGCUCAAUGACUCUGGUAACUUCACUGGUACUGUGAGACUAUAAUACCUCCCAUGGAUCUUGUGUGCAUUAACUUUCACGUAAAUCCCUGAAUCAAAUGCAAAGCAAAAGAUUUCUUUUUGCUUCUUCCCAAGACUAAAAUUUUUUACUUAAAAUGAAGUCUGUUGCCAUUUAUUGUGAAAUUUGGGUGCAUUGAUGGAUUAUUUCAAACACAUUAUUAUUAGUAUUAUUAUUAUUAUUAUAUAAAUAGUAUUUUCUUACAUUUUUACAAGUAUCGUUUAAGUAAUAAUUAAUAGGUUCCCCCAUACUUCUCUGAGAGUUUUGCUUUGCAUUUGAUUCCAUUCUUAUAAAGUAUGCUCUCUCUCGACUAAUUUAUUACCAUCUUGUGCAUGAUAUGAGUUGAUGAAGCCAUGUUUGUACAAUAUGAUGCCUUUGUCCUGUGUAAAUGUUUGAUUUACAGCUGUUUCUUGCAGCUGUGUGCCCACAUUUUCUCUCAGCUGCUGAAUGUCUUGGGUUUUAUGCGUUUAAACAAUGCUGUAUAAAAUGAUUUAAGACUUUUGCCUCUAUUCUGUUCAUGGUAAAAAAUUAAAUAAAAUAAAUAAAAUUUAA